GCGACUGUGGUGAUGCCGGUGAUGCCCGGUGAGAAGGGGAAUUCCGGAACGAGGCGGGACAAGAGUGGGCUUUUGUACCAUCGAAGCUGGAUUUCGUCUCAUCCUCUGCCGUUUCCCGUACUACUUGCCUAUCAUAAGUCAGUCGUUACGCAGACGCAUCACUCGUCCGCCACGCAUCACUUGUUGUGCACCAAUACGGUAGACAGUUUCUGGAUCAAGUCAGCAUGUUUUCAUCUUCUUGGCGUGAACUUUCACGUAACUGGGGGCACGGAGCAAAUAGAUGGGGGAACCUGGAGAUGGGAGAGACGGGAGACAUGAGGCAGAGGAGAUGCAUGGGACGGGAGACGGGAGAGACGGAAGAGAUGAGGGAGAGAGGGAGACGGAGGAGAUGGAUGAGACGGGAGGAACGGGAGGAACGGGAGUGAUGGAGAUGGAGGAGACGGGGGAGACGAGGGAGACGCUUGAUGCACAAAUGGUGCGCGCGAUGGUGGUGUGCUGGUGAUGCUGGUGUUGCUGGUGAUGCUGGUGUUGCUGGUGAUGCUGGUGAUGCUGGUGAUGCAAAACGACGAGUGCUGGGUGAUGAGGGAUGUUUGAGAGGUUCUGGGGAAUUCGGGCUGAGGUUAGAGGGAGGAGCCGUGCUUUUGUAUCUGUCGACGCUGGGUUUCAGGGAAGGUUCCAACGAGGUCCACUCGAUCCCAGCGAACAUGUUUAUAUUGAUCCUUCUGGCCGACGAUGUGGCUCUUGACUACGGGGAGUGUACUCUAGGAUCCCAAGUUGUUGUCAGAGGAGACGAAGGAGACGAAGGAGACGCCGAGCCGGGACACGGAGCCGGGACACGGAGGACGGGGGACGGGGGACACGGGAGAGACGGGAGAGAUGGGGGAGAGAUCAGAGAUGGGAGGGACGAAACCCAGCUUCAACAGUUCGUCUUGGUAACACGUGACGGGCGCAUGAAGGAAGUUGUCAUGGGAUAUUGGGCUUGUCAUGGCAUCGCAAGUCCAUCCGUUGUCGCCGAAACCACGGGAGGCGUAUCCUCUGCCCACGCUUCAUUUGCAAUACCCUGCCUCCAUCGACGUGGUGGUCGUACGAGCCCAUCCCAUGUCGACACCUACCGAAUUCCCAGUGCUGCCACCCUCGGCCGCAGAGUCACAGGCCAAGUUGGAAGCAGCAGUUCGCUAACAACAAGAAACGACACCAGAACCGACCUUUUCCGACGACCUUUGCGUUCAAUCCUACGACUACCUAUGCCGAAUAGAAUACGGCUAAUUCGGACGGCCCAAGUCGGCCAGCUUCGAGCGACAAUCACCGACCCUGCGUACUAGACGAUCGAAGCCGAAUUUUACAAGCAAAAAUGGACUGAGCUGUUGCGGGAUGACUUCUUGACAAGGGCCGGUGUGUCAGAUCUAGCCCCAACCACAGCAACGUUCGGGCAGACUCGCCAAGUGGCCAAAGAAGCGCAACGAUAGGGUUGCAGUACAGAGCAACGGCAGAGUGCUCGACAGCCCCUCAGCGAGAGUAACGAAAGCAAAACGUCACCGGGGCACCGAUAAGCUACUGUCGACUACUGCAUAAUGAGCUAGCAGUUUGUAGCUAUAGCUGUCAAGCUGGCUCCAGUUACUACAGAUGGAAUACUAUCCAGUAGUAAACCAGUUUAGUAAUAAACUAUAUUAUAAGAUAAUAGCUAUUAAAAAUAUACAGCUUGGCUUUAUGAAGG
Ilyonectria robusta is the source of this 1714-nucleotide messenger RNA. RefSeq lists its product as uncharacterized. Bases 465 to 1322 code for a protein of 285 amino acids. Lineage: Eukaryota; Fungi; Ascomycota; Sordariomycetes; Hypocreales; Nectriaceae. The record is from RefSeq and is a predicted model, not a curated record. The transcript has 3 exons.